AUGGUUGCUUGCCCCAUUUGCGAAAAGCAAGUGAAAGCUAAAGACAUUAAUAGUCACAUUGAUUCGGGAUGUGAAGACUUCAUUGACACAUUCUCUCCUCCACUUACUCAGCAGAAUGCAUUUGUUUCACAGAAACCAGCCUCCACGCAGAAGCCUUCCGUCUCUAACUUCUUUUCGACACCUGCGACUAAGAAAACAGCAUUGCAUCCUACCCCAAAGAUAGAACCCAAUUCGACGCCCAAUUUUCAACCGAAAGUGCAGAAUGGAAAUACAACUGGGAAGCAGCAAGAAGAUGGGAGUGCGAGUGGAUCCCUGACUGUGCAGCGGAAGAGAUCAUUUGACGAUGCCGAGACAGAGAUGCAGUGGGAAAACGAGACUGUUGAUCCGCCGGCAAAGAAGACUAAGACCAAUGCCUUUCAAAAGGUCGCUCCGCUAGCAGAACGAAUGCGUCCGAGAAGUCUAGACGAAGUAUGUGGACAAGAGUUAGUUGGGCCACAUGGAGUUUUACGCAGUCUCAUUGAACAAGAUCGUGUCCCAUCAAUGAUACUAUGGGGUGGCGCUGGCACGGGUAAAACUACAAUUGCACGGUGUGUGGCUGCGAUGGUAGGAAGUCGGUUUGUCGAGAUCAAUAGUACGUCUACUGGGGUGGGGGAGGUGAAGAAGAUAUUCGCUGAGGCAAGAGGGGAACUGGGGCUUACUGGAAGAAAGACAAUAAUAUUCUGCGAUGAGAUCCAUCGAUUUUCGAAGAGUCAGCAGGAUGUAUUUCUUGGGCCUGUGGAAAGUGGGCAGGUUACUUUAAUAGGAGCUACGACCGAGAAUCCGUCUUUCAAAGUCCAGAAUGCUUUACUGUCUAGAUGCCGGACAUUCACAUUAUCGAAGUUGACGGACGAUGACAUACUGGAGAUAUUAGAGAGGGCUUUGAAGACCGAGGGGCCAAAUUACACCCCUACAGAUCUUGUGGAUACAGAGCUCUUAAAGUAUCUAUCUGCCUUUUCUGACGGUGAUGCUCGGACGGCCCUGAAUCUCCUAGAGCUAGCCAUGGGCUUGUCUACAAGACCUAACGUCACCAAGGAAGAUAUCAAAGCCUCCCUUACCAAGACGCUGGUGUAUGAUAGAGCUGGCGAUCAACACUACGAUACUAUCUCUGCUUUUCACAAGUCAGUAAGAGGUGGCGACGCAGAUGCUGCCCUAUACUACCUUGCAAGAAUGCUUCAAUCCGGAGAAGACCCUCUUUACAUAGCUAGGCGGAUGGUAGUUAUGGCAUCAGAGGAUAUAGGACUGGCAGACAACACCAUGCUAACGCUCGCAACAAGCACAUACACCGCGUGCGAGAAAAUUGGUAUGCCUGAAUGUCGAAUCACAAUGGCUCAUGCUACUGUGGCUCUGUGUCUAGCCCCAAAAAGUACCAGAGCAUAUAGAGGAUUAAACAACGCAUAUUCUGCCCUGAGGGAACCUGGGGUAGCUAGUUUAAGCAUCCCUAUUCAUUUAAGAAAUGCACCUACGAAAUUGAUGAAAGAGUUGGGGUAUGGAGAUCAGUACAAAUACAAUCCUAAUUACAAGGAGGGUAGAGUAGUUCAAGAAUACCUACCCGACGAGUUGAGAGGCAGGAAGUUUUUAGAGGACAGGGAUUUGGGGACAGAAAUUGAUCCGGGUGCUUGGCCUUGA
This is a messenger RNA of Botrytis deweyae, 1665 nucleotides long. RefSeq lists its product as uncharacterized. Gene Ontology annotation, cellular component: nucleus. The record is from RefSeq and is a predicted model, not a curated record. Gene Ontology annotation, biological process: DNA-templated DNA replication; regulation of DNA repair; DNA repair. Gene Ontology annotation, molecular function: enzyme activator activity; ATP binding; DNA binding. The transcript has a single exon. The coding region runs from base 1 to 1665 and encodes 554 amino acids. Lineage: Eukaryota; Fungi; Ascomycota; Leotiomycetes; Helotiales; Sclerotiniaceae.